Sinocyclocheilus rhinocerous is the source of this 419-nucleotide messenger RNA. Its product is annotated as mitochondrial import inner membrane translocase subunit TIM44-like. Gene Ontology annotation, biological process: protein import into mitochondrial matrix. The transcript is spliced from 4 exons. The annotation marks the transcript as partial. Gene Ontology annotation, cellular component: mitochondrial inner membrane. The record is from RefSeq and is a predicted model, not a curated record. Gene Ontology annotation, molecular function: protein-folding chaperone binding. NCBI's taxonomy places the organism in Eukaryota, Metazoa, Chordata, Actinopteri, Cypriniformes, Cyprinidae.
ACGUCGCUCCUCCCCCGGAAUUGCGUCGCAAGGUCACCAGCCAAACUGGUCACUCGCAGCGCUUCCAAGAUGGCGGCCUCCUUGUGUCAGUGUUACCAGCUGUGUGUCAGGAGAAAUUCUGCACUUUUAGUCGCUCGUCAGUAUGCGUCAUUAUACGACAGAGCUCAUGUGUACAGGAUAUGUGGCCCGGCGGCUGCUACGGCGCAGGCAAGGUUUAUGUCCUCCGGUGGCGGUCGGAAAGGCUUCCUUGGAGAGUUUCUGGACAAUCUCAAGCAGGAACUGACCAAGAGCAAGGAGAUGAAUGAGAACAUCAAGAAGUUUCGCGAGGAGGCCAAAAAACUAGAGGAAUCGGAAGCCCUCAAGCAAGCCAGGAGGAAAUAUAAAACCAUCGAGUCCGAAACAGUUAAAACUUCUGAAGU